AUGCGUGUUUUCUCUCGGAUGGCAGUGGCUACCCAGCUACUUCUGUUCUCAUCAAAUUCACUUGUCCAAGCAGAGAAUUGCAACUGGGAUGUGCAAAAGGAGGAUGAGUGCACGUCUCUAGCUACCGCAACAGCUUGUACGAUCUUCACCUCUGGAGGAAAGACCGCAACAAACUGCGCCCCGUAUGUGGCAUGCGGCGCCACGGAUAUGACCACUACAACGAAAGCCCCUGCCAAGCACUCAGCUACAUCUAUUUCGGCUACAGACGUGGAUACCACCAUCACUAUGGCCUCCGCGGAUGUCUACAAUUCUAUUGCGAGUCAAAUCAUUAAGGAGCGCAAUGAUUGGGAUAAGUCGCGAUUUGGUACCACAGCUCCUGCCUCCAGCGCACCUACUUCUAGCAGCUAG
Penicillium alfredii is the source of this 408-nucleotide messenger RNA. Its product is annotated as glycoside hydrolase. Bases 1 to 408 code for a protein of 135 amino acids. The transcript has 3 exons. Lineage: Eukaryota; Fungi; Ascomycota; Eurotiomycetes; Eurotiales; Aspergillaceae. The record is from RefSeq and is a predicted model, not a curated record.